AUGACGUGCCCAUGCCAAAUACUAGAUCCUUUCGGCAGGCUGCCUUUGUCGGCUCUUAUCGCCAUUGCAAAGGACAUGCCCGAUCUGGCGUCUCUGCACAGCUUCCGCCUCAUCUCACCUGCCUGUGCCGCUGUGUUUAUGGACCCAAAGACGGGAGCCCGCAUCAUGGAAUUGAUAGCGAGAAAGAACUUGGACUAUAUGAACCAAAAGAUCUUUGGCUACAUCUGGGCACUGCUCCAAAACCCCGAAUCAGAAUGGCCAAUAGCCCUCGGACGUCCUUUUAAGAUCUCACCAAUGUAUGUUACUAGAAGCUGGCUCGGUUCUUCAACGCCAACAAUCGAAUCUACGCUUCAAAUCUUGGUAUUAGCCAAGACAGUCCACAACGCUGCUCAUCGGUGUCUUCAUACACUUUUGGAGCGCUUCACGGCGCUGCGACCAUGGCGUCCAGAAAACGCCAAGUGCAAUCUCAAAAGACUGCCGUUCUGGAAAUAUUCUCCAAACACCCCCUUCAGGCUACCUCCAGAGCGGGAAGGCCAGCUGUCCGGGAUUAAUCUCAAAGCGGCAGCAGGCCCGUUGGAAUGGUUUGAGGAGCAGAAUGUUGUCUACGGUGCCUGGCUAUUUGCUCUCUACGCUGUCGUGCGCGAAACACCGGAGCCAGACAUCUGGCCUCCAGCUAGAUCGACAGUCAAGCAUCUAAAAGCCUUGCAAUUAGAGAAAAGCCUGAGGGCAAUAGAGAUGCCACAGGUGCUCUUGGGCAGGUCGACAACGCCAACCUCGCCCAUACCACAUCGACCAUUAUCUAACUUCUUCCCAUGGGCAUCUUCAUGUAGCGAGACUGGCUGCUCGAUAGCACCAAAGUGGUAUGCAGGUUCUGAGCAUCUCCAUAUCACCUCCAGGGGCAAGCAUUUCUUAACCAACGCGCGUGAAACGCCUUGGUCAGCGAUCAGAGCCGCCCCAAUCUGGCCUUUCCGGGCUCUUGGUUUCUCAAUAUGGGGAGAGUACAGGUUCAUAAACAUGGGCCUGCUCACUGGCAGUUGUGAUCUAGCAAAUCAUUUUGCCAACGCCGCCGAUGUGGCAGAGUGCAGUGACUGGUACGCAUGGAAGAGUGUGCUGACUCUGUCACAGCUUGAAGCGUUAAAGGACGCACAGUAUGAUGCAUGGGUGCGGUGGCAGCAAGAGCCAGCAAACAGGGGAGUCUAA
Trichoderma gamsii is the source of this 1200-nucleotide messenger RNA. RefSeq lists its product as hypothetical. Bases 1 to 1200 code for a protein of 399 amino acids. The transcript has a single exon. NCBI's taxonomy places the organism in Eukaryota, Fungi, Ascomycota, Sordariomycetes, Hypocreales, Hypocreaceae. The record is from RefSeq and is a predicted model, not a curated record.